Coniophora puteana RWD-64-598 SS2 is the source of this 3350-nucleotide messenger RNA. RefSeq lists its product as uncharacterized. The transcript is spliced from 4 exons. The record is from RefSeq and is a predicted model, not a curated record. The coding region runs from base 1 to 2709 and encodes 902 amino acids. Lineage: Eukaryota; Fungi; Basidiomycota; Agaricomycetes; Boletales; Coniophoraceae. Gene Ontology annotation, molecular function: protein binding.
AUGUCCGACCUCGCGUUCUCUGACGUUUUCCCCCCUGACCACAACCGGUUUGUUCCCGUCCGCAGCGAGCACGAGAUAUGGCAAAAGCUCGCAUACGAGUGCGCCCAGGGCGCGCUGUAUGACUCCAGCGAACGGCCGCCGUUCUCUCGCUGUCUUCCGGGCACCCGCGUCGACCUUCUCAACACCCUUUCGCAGGCAGCCGAAGAGCCUGACCCGAAGCUCAUCUGGCUAUGCGGGGACUCGGGAUCAGGCAAGUCGGCCGUCGCGCACUCGAUUGCUGAGUGUAUGCGCGAGAAGGACGUUCUCGCGGGGACCUUUUUCUUCUCUAGGACGAAUCUUAAGUGUAACAACACACAUUACCUUUUUCCGACUAUCGCAUACCAGCUCGGCUUGCUGCACCCGCGGGCUAGGGAUAUCGUCGUGAAGGCGAUCAAGGAGGAUCCUGCGCUGCUGAGCAUCGCCAAGUCGCGACGAGAUCAGUUCGAGAAGCUGGUCGUGGCUCCGCUGCGUCAGCUGCGGUACUCUUGGAAGAAGGGCAAGGUGAUCGUGUUGGACGCGUUCGAGGAGGGAACGGCCGUCGAGGAGGUCAAGCCUCUCGUGGACCAGUUUCUCAGCUUGCUCCGCGACGAGUUGAUUCCCGUAUCCCACAUCAUUCUCACGAGCCGCCCAUAUGCGCACAUCGAUGCCGUUAUGCGGGAUGGAGAUCUCUCGCGCGACGUACGUGUCGUGCGCUUGGACGAGUUUGAUGCCAGGGACGAUAUAUCGACUUUUCUUUCCAUGUCGUUCAAGGACGUGCAUACCCUCCAUCGGCUGCCGUAUCCAGAUCCGUGGCCGAGCGAGGAGGAGAUGAAAGUCCUACAGAGCUUGGCUGGAGGGCGGUUCAUCAUAGCCGCGACUAUCAUUAGACUGAUGAGCCAAGGCACAGGCGAGCGGCCCACGCUGCAUCCUAACGUGUUCCUCGGCAAGAUCCUCGAUGAAAAGCUGGAGAUUGUUGACCAGCUAUACCAUUCCAUCCUCACCUCGUCCGAGGAUGCUGUGCGCGGAUCUGCAUACCUCUCCCCGCUCGCGGCCCUCGCCGAGCCGAUUCACCUCCGGGCAUUAUCCGCUCUACUCUGCGCAGACAUGCACCUUCUUUUACAGCCUCUCGCCUCCGUCAUCGUCGUCCCUCCACCGGAGUCGGAGCUCAAGGUCCAUAUCUUCCAUGACUCAUUCAGAGACUUUCUAUCCCAGUCCCAGAGGUGCAAGACGAUGUUCGUUGAACCGGCCGUUGCGCACGCCGAGCUUGCAUGCGCGUGUUUGCGGCUGAUGAUACAGAAGCUUCGCAGGGACAUCUGCGCGCUAGGCGACUCUUCGAAGCUUCUCUCUGAGAUAGAUGACAUCGAGACGAAAGGGGACGACUGCAUCCCGCAGGCUCUUCGCUACGCUUGCCAGUACUGGGCUUAUCACCUCCAGAAUGCACGUGCGGAUGCAGAGCUGGUGUCGCUUGUGUUCGAGUUUCUGACCAAGCACGUCUUGCAUUCUGUCGAAGUUCUUGCCCUCCUUGAGCAGCUCGACUUUGCCGCGACCUCCCUCUUUGAAGCUCGACGAGCGUUACUCAAAUGGCAACCGUUCAACAAGAAGGACGUGGCAAUAGCUCUCCUGUACGACGCCCAUCGUCUGGUUCUUGAAUUCUUUGAUCCGAUAUCCAUCUCUCCACUGCACAUUUACGAAUCUGCCCUACCUCUGUGCCCCACAAACACCAAACUCCGUCGAUACUAUGCUCAUAUCGCAAGCGAAGCGUCAAUACUGGCUGUAGAGGGCAUCGAUGAAGACUGGGACUGUAUUACCCGCGUCAUCGGGGCUGACUCCUACGUGACUGCCGUCGCCGUAUCUCCAGACGGCUCCCUCAUCGCGAGCGCUUCUGAGAACAGAGUCCACAUGUGGGACUCAACCACGGGUACCUUGAUCGCGUCUGCCGGAAAGCAGCCGCACUUGGGCGCUCCGCUGGUCUUCUCUCCGUGCUACCCUAUGCUUGCGUAUUGCUGCGAUGACGGCACUUGGACCGUAUGGGACUUUGAGCGCGACGUAUGCGUCGAAUUAGUGGAAGAAGAUGAUCGGGAUAGUCGUGGUGGCCGUUACCAACCUAGCCGUUGUGCGAUCGCGCCGGACGGGCGAAGCAUCGCAUGUGCCAGAAAAACGCACGGAGAAGCUCAGCUGGCUGUCUGGAACAUAGAAUCCGGCCCACCCGCCCUCGUCUUCCGCUACCGGGUACACACGGAGUCCCAAGUCGUUGCCACCUCCUUCUCCAACCAAGGCGACAGAAUCUCCUUUGUGAACCUCGAUGAUGUGAGCAUCCUCUCCAGCCACACCGGCGAGCUCCUCUCGCGGUGGAGGCUUACCCGGAGGCAGUUCUUCCCCGGAAGCUGGCAUUGUUUCACUGCCGAUGAUCGCUUCCUCCUCAUUGUGGACGAUAUUAGCGUCACCGUAACAUCGGUUGACGGAUCCUCGCAGAGGACGAUCAACACCUUCACGUCUGCUAAUCCUCCCCCACGCUCUCGUCUAGGGCUGGCGGAAAUGAGAGAUUGGUUCAAACGUCUCCAGUUGAGGCCUAGCAACAACCCUUUGGCUCUCGUUCAACCCUUUCUGCUUAACAACGCUGUCGUGGCAGUCAAAGCGGCGGACUCGAGCGGCCGCCGGAAUCUCGCAAUCUACGGCGGCUCCGCUACAUAAACAGCCUGCAGGACGCCAAUGUCGCCGUGUUCUUGGAAGAGUCUCCCGAUGGUCCUGUUUUAUGCUCGGUUUCGUCUGUGAAGGGCACAGUGACGACGGUAACCCAAGGUCUUCCGCAGCCAUUUCACAGUUACACUCAGCUGGCAGUAUCUUCCGAUGCACGGAUCUUCGCCUGCCUGGGAGCUGGCAAGGGGAAAAACAGUGUCAUCGCUCUCUUUAGCUUUGAGUUGGGUGGUCGGCAUUUGGGGAACAUAACGUGUCCUGUCAAUGAAGCCUUCCCUGCACAGCUGCACAACUGCAGGAAGCUUUUUUCGCGACAGUCAACCUACUUUGCGCUCACAGUUGCGGGUUGCCUUUGUGUCUGGAGCAUUGCAAAAAGGACUCUUGUUCUCCAUGACUCGGAGUCGUUUUCCACUGCAAAUCAAUACAGUGAUGCACUUUCGUUUUCGGAUGACGAAACGAAGGUGGCGUGCCUGUAUCGACGUGGAAGUUCUCGAGCACUCGUCGUUUACACGCUUGCAGACAGUUCGGUGACUUCAUCCACUCUCGCACCUCGGGCACUGACCACCAUGGCUGUGGCUACAAACGUUACAUUCGACGACUUCAGAGAUAACCCGGACGGAACCAUCAGUCAUUUAUCG